Messenger RNA from Cricetulus griseus (Chinese hamster), 870 nucleotides. Lineage: Eukaryota; Metazoa; Chordata; Mammalia; Rodentia; Cricetidae. The record is from RefSeq and is a predicted model, not a curated record.
AUGACAGACAAUAUCACCUGGUUUCAUGGGAUUCAGGUUAUGCCUGGAUCAUUUACUGUGGAGUCUUUGUCUUUUGCUCAGAAUUUUUUGGUGAAAGAUGAUGAUGUAUUCUUAGUGACCUAUCCCAGAUCAGGAACACACUGGAUGUGUGAGAUACUCAGUCUGAUUGUCUCCAAAGGGGACCCUACUUGGGUCCAAACUGUCAAUAUUCAUCAGAGGAUUCCAUGGGUGGAAUAUUCCAACUCUCAGAAAGUAUUGAUGGACCAGGACAGACCACAUCUCAUGGUUACACACCUUCCCAUACAACUCUUCCCCAAGUCUUACUUCACAUCCAAGGCUAAGAUUAUUUAUCUCAUCAGGAAUCCAAGAGAUGUCGUCGUCUCUAAUUAUUAUUUUAAAAAUCAUGUGCCGUUUUUGAAGAAUGAAAAGCCUUUUGAUGACUAUCUUCAUGGAUUUAUCCGUGGUGACAUGCAUUAUGGAUCUUGGUUUGAUCACACCCUUGGAUGGUUGACAAGAAGAAACACAGAGAACUUCCUACUAAUGUCCUAUGAGGAGCUACAGAGGGACCUCAGAGGCAACAUGGAAAAAGUGUGUCAAUUUUUGGGCAAACAUCUGAGUCCAGAACAACUUGAUUCUGCUGUCCAAUACUCGUCCUUUUCAGUCAUGAAGGAUAAUAGAAUGUCCAACAGUGCAAAGAUAAAGAAUUCUGAAGAUAAGACUGACUCCAGUAUACCAUUGCUGAGAAAGGGCAUUAGUGGGGACUGGAAGAAUCACUUCACUGUGGCUCAAAGCGAAGUCUUUGUCAAAAUCUAUCGGGAGAAGAUGUCAAGCUUGGAUCCUGGUCUCUUCCCCUGGUCAAAAGACUGUUGA